AUGGCUCCUUCAAUCUCUGCAAAAGGCACGCUCGUCCUCGGGCUGCUCUUCGCGUCCGCGCUUCUCACUCUCGCCGCCCGACCGAAAUGCGUGCUGUACUCGAAUUGGGACGUGACGGACAGCCAGCAGACGCAGGCAAAGACGAAGGGCAAGUCCACCAAGUCCCUGCCCAGUGGCAAACUUACCAUCAAGGAAUACAAAGGCAGCUCAGAUGAGUCGUUCGACCUGCAGGUGUCUGCGGAGGUGACGGAGCUCCCCGAGCCGCCCGUGGGAAUCGUUAUCGGCAAGGGCAAAUUCGGCAGCAACACGGGCGUCUCGUGGUACAUCAACCAGCCGUGGAGCGGCGGCGGCGGCUCGUACAAGCUCGACUUUAAGCUGACGGGAAUUGAGAAGAUCGCGCCACGUGGAGGCAGCGGCACGAUUCUGGAGGUGCUGCAGGCUGUGGAUAAGGGCGUUGUGUCAUCAUACUACACGUCUGUCCUCACAAAGUCGACCAGGAAAUCUGGUGGCCUCGUUGGUGGGGGAUUCGUCAAGGGAUUCCCCAAUAUUUUGCCCAUGUUCAGCUGCUAA
Messenger RNA from Closterium sp. Yama58-4, 570 nucleotides. The record is from the annotation of a GenBank genome assembly. NCBI's taxonomy places the organism in Eukaryota, Viridiplantae, Streptophyta, Zygnematophyceae, Desmidiales, Closteriaceae.